Messenger RNA from Bombus terrestris (buff-tailed bumblebee), 3156 nucleotides. It is a transcript of the gene RpL3, whose product is annotated as 60S ribosomal protein L3. The transcript is spliced from 9 exons. Gene Ontology annotation, cellular component: cytosolic large ribosomal subunit; ribosome. Gene Ontology annotation, biological process: translation; ribosomal large subunit assembly. The record is from RefSeq and is a predicted model, not a curated record. Lineage: Eukaryota; Metazoa; Arthropoda; Insecta; Hymenoptera; Apidae. Gene Ontology annotation, molecular function: RNA binding; structural constituent of ribosome. The coding region runs from base 117 to 1361 and encodes 414 amino acids.
ACAUUUCCACAUCUAGUUACCUUUCUAGUGAAAAUGUUGGUACAGCUUAUUUGUCCUAGAAGUAUAAAACUAAAAUUUUAGGAAGUGACUCUUCCAUUUUCAUCGUUGCAGUCGAGAUGUCGCACAGAAAAUUUAGUGCACCCCGCCAUGGAUCUAUGGGAUUCUAUCCCAAAAAAAGAUCUCAACGUCAUCGUGGUAAAGUUAAGGCUUUCCCCAAAGAUGAUCCGAGCAAACCUGUACAUUUAACGGCUUUUGUUGGUUACAAAGCUGGUAUGACUCACGUAGUCAGGGAAGCUGAUCGUCCUGGAUCAAAGGUAAAUAAGAAAGAAAUUGUGGAAGCAGUUACCAUUUUAGAAGCACCACCUAUGAUUGUAGUUGGUGUUGUUGGGUAUAUUGAAACUCCACAUGGAUUACGUGCCCUGACUACAGUAUGGGCGGAACAUUUGUCGGAAGAUUGUCGUAGAAGAUUUUAUAAAAACUGGUAUAAGAGCAAAAAGAAGGCAUUUACAAAGGCUUCCAAGAAAUGGCAAGAUGAUCUUGGCCGUAAAUCUAUUGAAAGUGACUUUGCAAAGAUUAUUAAGUACUGCAAAGUCGUGCGAAUUGUUGCUCACACACAGAUGAAAUUGUUGAGGCAACGUCAAAAGAAAGCCCAUAUAAUGGAAAUUCAACUAAAUGGUGGAACUAUUGAAGACAAAGUUCAAUGGGCUCGUGAACAUUUAGAAAAACCAGUUCCUGUCAAUAACGUCUUUGCUCCAGACGAAAUGAUAGAUGUGAUUGGCGUCACGAAAGGAAAAGGAUACAAAGGUGUUACAUCACGUUGGCAUACAAAAAAGUUGCCACGUAAGACUCACAAAGGUCUAAGAAAAGUUGCUUGUAUUGGAGCAUGGCAUCCAAGCCGUGUCUCUUUCACUGUUGCCCGUGCUGGUCAAAAGGGUUACCAUCAUCGUACAGAAAUGAACAAGAAAAUCUACAGAAUUGGACAAGGAAUUCACACUAAGGAUGGCAAGAUCGUGAAGAACAACGCAUCUACAGAAUACGAUCUUACUGAAAAAACUAUCACUCCUAUGGGAGGUUUCCCUCACUAUGGUGAAGUGAAUAAUGACUUCAUUAUGAUAAAAGGUUGUUGUAUGGGACCAAAAAAGCGUGUGAUAACAUUGCGCAAGUCUUUACUGGUACACACUAAACGUUCAGCGUUGGAAAAGAUCAAUCUUAAAUUCAUCGAUACCAGCUCCAAAUUUGGACAUGGUCGUUUCCAAACUGCUGCUGAUAAGGCUUCGUUUAUGGGUCAACUUAAAAAAGACCGUAUUCGUGAGGAACAGGCACAAGCUACUACCUCAGCACCAUCAGCUACAAGUGCUUAAUGGAGCACGUUACAUACUCAAAUCUGUACGCAAUGGGAAAAUAAAAAAUUAUAUGAGAAAUUUCUCACCGACUUUUAAUUUCAUUGUAAUUGAAAAAUCAUAUUUUCUUUUCAAAAUACUUUUAGAAUUUUUGAAAAGAGUGAUAACCAAAUGUACAAAAUAUUUUUUUAUACAUAUAAUGUAUAUCUUGUGUUACGUAUUAUUUAAUUUUUUUGUAUUAAAUUAAUUGCAUAUAAUUGUAUUUGUAUAUAGGAUUAUGAAAUUGUGGUACAUUUGUAAAAAGCUAACUUUAAUGCAAAAGAAUACAAAUACAAUUCAUUCUAUUAUAAAAAUUUUGAUAUAUUCGGUAUUAAAUUAUUUACUUGAGUGGAGAUCUAAGUCAUUUACGUAAUAUAAACCAUCGAAGACAUCAAUUCCAGCGUUAGCAGAUCGUAAGAAUUUUAACCCUUUUCGGACGAAAAGAUUCAAAGUCAAUCGUACCGUGAGGCCGAACUGCUGGCACGGUAGUCAUUUAACACGUUGACUGCCAUGACACCCGUAUUCAGGUGUCAGCAAAGCAUUCCUGGUUAGGCCACGUAACCCAUAUUCCCGUGUCGCUUAUUUCACUACUUACGAAGGAUUGUCGUAGGUAUUUGAAAAGAUAUUCCAUAAUAAUAAAACUGUUGAAUUGUUAUAAAAGUAAUACGAAAAUGAUUUAUUAAAAAAUUAUUUAGAAUGUAAAACUUUAAAGCAUUCCAUACAUAACUGAGGUUGGUCGGGACAAUUUGAACAAUAAGUUGUUAUUUUCUUCCAAUUCUUUUGUGCCUUUGUUCGGUCCAUUCGACGUCUUUUAUUUGCAUAACAUAGUUUGCACGCGCGUCUAAUGCUUCUUCCGCAAUCAUUUUUCCGAACGGCGAUAUUAUGCUGACUCCGUCGAAGACAAGGAUUUUUUGUAUAUUCAGACAACUCUAAUAAUCUUGCAACUAAUAAUUAUCUAAAUAUUCUAAUAUUUAUAUUCUUCCUUGUUGUAAUUUUGUAAACCGUCAAAGCGUUUACAACAGAAAUUCCCAGAAGGAGUUGAAUGCCAAGUUUUCUGUACCAUUUGAUUCUUUUUCUAAUUGUGGUGGCAUAAAAAACCAUUUGGUCGGAAUAAUCUAUACUUUUCUUCAUUAUAUUCAACAACAGUGGUUUUAAUGUUGCGAACAAACGAAACAAAAGAUCAUUCUUGAAACCACCACAUGAGCGACUUGCAUUAUUAAAAUAUCGAUGGGAGCACCUAGCAGAGAACGCUUAGUAUUGCUGCACGCGUGGCCUGACGGAGAUUUCUUUAAAAACACGCGUGGCAGUCAACGUGUUAAGAUGCGCACAUUUCUGCGUAGAUACGCUUUUCGUUUAUAGAUGUCAAAUUCUAGAUACAUAUAUGCACAGAUUCUCCACAAGAUAAAUAAAAUGAUACAUAUGAGUCUCUUGGUUGUAUUAAUUGCUUUCGCUGAACGCAUAUAUUCUCAGUCAAAUUGAUGCCUUACACAGAACGCAUAUAUGUGGUGGUAGUCCGCAAAGUUUCAUCCUGCAGCGAUAAAAGUGAAUAUGAUGGAAUCAAAUGGAACUAAUCGCAAAUUGAAUAAUGCUCAGGUUAAUUUAAUGCAUGUUGCUAGAGAGUGUUAAAAUGCUCCUGAUGAAAAACUCAAUCUAUUAGAAAAUUUGCUGAUAUACAUGGAAGCCCAGCAGUUGUGAUUUUAAUAUCUAUCUUAGUUCGAAAAUUUCCGUAAAAUUUCAAAAAGAAAAAACAAGUUACUUUCAGCAAAUUCAAGGUAAU